AGAACAAGUUGGGACUCACAACAAGGACCAAGGACUAGAAACAAGACGUUAAUACCUACUAUCUACAAACUACAAAACAGCCAACUGCAAACCUAUUCAUCCAGAUCUAACUACAAAGACAAUAUGGAAUUUGAGUCAAACUGCAGUUUAAUGAAGAACACCUCUGCCAGUGUAGCAUGGAGCUCCAAACUGCCUCAGGGUCUGGAUGUGGAGAUAUCCCAUCACCCCAUCACCCUGCGCUGUGUGGCCAACCUCAUCAUCGCCAUGGAGAGGCUAAAUGGCGGCAAGGGGUUUACCCUGGGAACCAAGUUCAGAGAGGAGAACCUGUUAAAUUUCUUGCUAGAGAGUGCAGUGGAAGUGUUGGAGUUGGAGUCGGCGCGCACUGAAGCCUUCAGCAGAGCAGGGUUCAGCAGUAAAGGAGAGUACGAGUGUAGUGUCACUGACUCUGAGAAUAAGUCCUGGGUGCUCAACGAAGGGUCUAUGGAGCUGCAUGCUAUGAUGCUGCAGGGAGGCAGCAGCUACCAUAAAGUGCAUUUGAACCUGUCUACGUACAUCACGCCUUUCCCCAGUGAGACUAAAGCAAGACCUGUAGCCCUGGGCAUCAAGGGAUCCAACCUCUACCUAUCCUGCAUCACAUCAGAAGGCAUGCCCACCCUGCACCUCGAGGAGGUGGCAGACAAGGAGCAGCUGAAGUCCAUCAACCAUGAGAGCGACAUGGUACGCUUCCUCUUCUACAAACAGGACACCGGAGUUAACAUCAGUACCCUGGAGUCUGCCCAUUACAGGAACUGGUUCAUCAGCACGGCCCUACAGCAGGACAACACCAAGAUGGUGAACAUGUGCCAGAGGGAAACCUCCAACCGCAACACCACAAUCAUUAUCCAGCGCCACAACUAAGGUGGGUGCCGAAACGGACACCACAGAUCUCUCAUAGAGAUCCUAUAUAAUUCAAUGUUAUUUUUAUGUGGCCAGGGCUGGAUUUUCACUUUCUGUACGUCUAAAGAUUAGGUGUAUGUUUGUAAGACACAAUAACGUCUUCGGGUUGUAUGUAUGUAUGUGUGUACUACUAGAGCAAUUCACCAUUGUGGUGUAUUGACUUGGUCAAAUUUUACCACAAGAUGUCGCCGUUGAGUCAGAUUGUGGCAAGCGCCCAUGAUAUUUAUUGUACCUUAUUUAUUGUUGAAAGCCAAAAUGAACGUAUUCCUUACUGUAAUUACAUUUCUACUAAUCAUAAUAUUGUUCUACUAUUUAUUAAUGUAUUUAUAUUUCAGUGAUUAUACUUAUUUAUCAUUGUAUUUAUUUGUCAAUAUGUUGAUGUUGCACUUAUUCAUUGAUGCAUGCAAACAUUUGAAUUGUCCUACAUAUGUGCUCUUUUGAAUAAAUA
Oncorhynchus masou masou (cherry salmon) is the source of this 1384-nucleotide messenger RNA. RefSeq names its product interleukin-1 beta-like. Gene Ontology annotation, biological process: regulation of non-canonical NF-kappaB signal transduction; cellular response to lipopolysaccharide; immune response. The transcript has 6 exons. Gene Ontology annotation, molecular function: cytokine activity. Bases 124 to 897 code for a protein of 257 amino acids. The record is from RefSeq and is a predicted model, not a curated record. NCBI's taxonomy places the organism in Eukaryota, Metazoa, Chordata, Actinopteri, Salmoniformes, Salmonidae.